Symbiodinium natans is the source of this 1269-nucleotide messenger RNA. The record is from the annotation of a GenBank genome assembly. NCBI's taxonomy places the organism in Eukaryota, Dinophyceae, Suessiales, Symbiodiniaceae.
AUGAAGCGGGGCCAUCCCGCGCCGUCGGAACCUGAAGGCGAUGCCUGUUGGUCACUGUUCGAGGACUCGGCUGCUGAAGAUGGUCGGGAGGAGCCUGAAGGUGUCGGAGGUGUUCGAGCUUGUGAGCACCCCUACUUCACAGGGCGCACCUUUCCCAAGGAGUCUUUGCAAGAAGCCUUGGAUGAAUACGCACCGACAGCCUGUGACUUUCUGACCAUGGCGGGGGUGCAUGGCCGGUCAACUGCAGCCUUCUUGCACAAGGCAGCUGCACGGUUUCGCGCGGAUGACCACCAGGGCUGCACUGAGGCUGCACGCGUUGCCGCGGCAGGGGCUUGGCAGCUCCUGCAGGAGGCAGCUCCAUCGGAGGCCAUUCUGCACGCGCACGCGCUGUCUCACGCCAUGCUGGCUGCGACUCUCCCUGACCCACUAGAAGCGAUGCGGCAUGCAGAUCUGGCUCUCUUGCUUUGCCCAGACCUGUCCAUCGGGGCUCUGCACACCCUGGCGCAGCAGUGCAACCUCCGCUGCCAGGCCAAAGCAGCGAAAGGUCCUCGCGAGGAUCUGCAGACGUGGCAGGUCCCAGCAGUGUUGGACCCACGCAGCCCGAAGGUGCCACGAAUGUCGCACCCCAUCGAGCGUGUGGGUUGCCACAACCUCUCGAUCAUGUCCUUCCGGGAGCGGAUGCUGAAGCCGGCCUGCCCAGCAGUGGUGGAGGGGCACCUGUCUCAGGCUCAAUGGACGUCCCAAGGCUGGUCUGAUCUCAGGUUCUGGGCUGUGCAUCAUGGGCACCGCACGAUACCCAUCGAAAUGGGCGCUUCAGAAGACGAUGCAGCAAGCGUGGCGCUGCAGCAGUCGACGGUGUCAGAAGGAAGCCUCACCGUCUCGGACUUUGUGAAGCAGUUCCUCUUACCCUCGAAUGAGUCCUGCCAACGCGCACCAGAAGAGUGGCCCAGCGAGUCUAUCGACGAGUGGUCGGUAUCACAGGUGGCCUACAUGGCCCAGCAUCAGCUGCUCAUGCAGAUUCCGGAGCUUCGGUAUGUGCGCCUCUAUGCAUUCGAGCAGUCUGCGCACCUGUACGCAGAGGAUGCCCCGCGUGACCGGGGAAAGAAGCAUGGCGCUUCGUUCUCGCCUGUGCGUGUGGAGUCACCUGACCUCCAGGGAUUGGACAGGCUGCGGCCGACCCUAGGCGAGGAACAAACACACAAAGCAUCGUGUUGCAUUCAUGACAGCCAGUUCUCGGCCUUCGGCCGAGCCAUCAUUCCAGCCCUGUGA